AUCUACGGUGUGUCAAUCGAAUGAUAUCUACGUGUUAUGUUUAUUAAAAAAUCAUAUUUGAGGUAAUUGAGCAGUUUCUUUAAAAUGAAAUUUCUUUAUUUCUUGUUUAUGUGCUGGACUAUAGUGAAAUGUGACGAACAUACCCAUACCUAUAAAGAUGGAGAACAAGUAGUGUUAUGGAUGAACACUGUCGGACCAUAUCACAAUCGACAGGAGACGUACGCUUACUUUUCGUUACCGUUUUGUGUUGGUACAAAAGUAACAAUUGGACACUAUCAUGAGACAUUAUCCGAAGCAUUGCAAGGCGUGGAGCUGGAAUUUAGCGGUCUUGAUAUUACUUACAAAGAUAAUGUGCCGGCGCAACAAUUUUGUGCUAUAGAACUCAAUGAACAGUCUUACAAGGCUCUCGUAUACGCUGUGAAAAACCAUUAUUGGUAUCAGAUGUAUAUUGAUGACCUCCCAAUUUGGGGUAUUGUUGGAGAGAUUGAUGGCGACCAAUAUUACAUUUGGACCCAUAAAAAGUUUGAUAUUGGUUACAACGGAAACCGAAUUGUGGAAGUUAAUUUAACUGCUGAAAAUAAAGAACGACUGACACCCGAUGCAAAAAUACCAUUCACCUAUGAAGUUAAUUGGAAGAAGAGCAAUAUACGCUUUGAAGAUAGAUUUGACAAAUAUUUGGAUCCUAACUUCUUUCAACAUAGAAUACAUUGGUUUAGUAUUUUUAAUAGCUUCAUGAUGGUGAUAUUUUUAGUAGGUUUAGUUUCUAUGAUCCUCAUGAGGACACUAAGGAAAGAUUAUGCUAGGUAUUCUAAAGAUGAUGAUCUUGAUGACCUAGAAAAAGACUUAGGGGAUGAAUAUGGUUGGAAACAAGUACAUGGUGAUGUUUUUAGACCUGUUCCUCAUUUAGCGAUUUUCUCAGCACUAGUAGGAUCAGGAUAUCAAUUGACAGUGGUAACAUUAGCAGUCAUUAUUUUUACAAUAUUUGGUGAACUAUAUACUGAGAGGGGAUCUUUAUUGUCUACAGCUAUUUUCAUCUAUGCGGCUACAUCCCCAGUAAAUGGUUACUUUGGUGGUUCUCUUUAUGCUAGAAUGGGUGGAAAGUUGUGGAUAAAACAGAUGUUGCUCUCUGCAUUUUUACUGCCUGUUUUGGUCUGUGGAACAGCUUUUUUCAUUAACUUUAUUGCCAUGUAUUACCAUGCUUCUAGAGCUAUACCAUUUGGAAGUAUGAUAGCUGUGAUGUCAAUCUGCACUUUUGUCAUUUUGCCUUUGACUCUUGUAGGUACAGUACUGGGUAGAAACUUAGCUGGCCAACCAGAUUAUCCUUGUCGUAUUAAUGCUGUGCCCAGGCCUAUUCCUGAGAAGAAAUGGUUCAUGGAACCUUUAGUUAUCAUUGUUAUGGGUGGUAUUUUACCCUUUGGUUCAAUCUUUAUUGAAAUGUAUUUUAUUUUUACUUCAUUCUGGGCUUAUAAAAUUUAUUAUGUGUAUGGAUUUAUGUUGUUGGUCUUCUUGAUUUUGAUGAUCGUAACAGUGUGUGUUACUAUUGUGUGUACUUAUUUCCUACUCAACGCUGAAGAUUAUCGUUGGCAAUGGACAAGCUUUUUGUCAGCUGGUAGUACAGCUAUUUAUGUUUAUUUUUAUUCUUUCUAUUACUUUCUGUUUAAAACCAAGAUGUAUGGUUUAUUCCAAACUACUUUUUACUUUGGAUACAUGUUUUUGUUUAGUUUAGCUCUAGGUAUUAUAUGUGGGACUGUGGGAUAUUUAGGCACUAGUAUAUUUGUGAGAAAGAUCUAUUCAACUGUGAAGAUUGAUUGAAACAAAUAAUAACAGCAAUGGUUUUAAUCAUCUUUGCGAUUGAUUCUCGCAUGUGACACAAUUUAUAAUUGUUUAUUUUAAUCAUAUGUUCAUUCACUUAUUCUAAUCACAUCAUAAUUAUAUAUAUUAACAGUAUAAAUAUAGUAAGAAAGUGAAGAAGUAAUUUAUCAUAAAUAUACUUUAAACUGUUGUGUGUAAACAGAAAGUAAUUUAGAUACAUUCCUGAAAUUUAUACAAAAUGAGGCAGCCAUCCAAUUAGAGAUAGGCAAAUAUUUUUGUUACAAAAAUUCAUUGAACAUUGAUAAUUAUUACCAUUCAUUAUUUUAUGAUCUACUUAGUGAAAAUAUAGCAAUACAUUUCUUAUUUUAAAAAAUAAAUUUAUUGAAUAUAUGUGAGACAAAUAUCUGUAAAUUAGACAGUAUUUAUUUUAAUACCUAAGCUUCAUCAUAUCUUUGUUUGUUUAAAAAAGAUUAUAAUCUUUACUAUAUGUGAGAUGGAAAUGAAUGAAUCUUUUUAACUGAAGAUUUUAUAGAUAUUAUUAAUUAUGUUUGUGCUGGUAACUUUAAUAGGUAUGCUCAUUAUAUUGUUAUUUAUAGUAGUAUCAUCACAGAUGCAUCAGUUUAAUUUUUGUAAAUAUUUCAGUUUACUUAUGAUGCACUAUUUGGUAUAUUGUACAAAACACAUUGAGAAUUUUAGCUCAAUGAAGGCUUAUUCUUUAUUUUAGGAGUGUUUGAAAUUGUUAGUAAUUUUUAGGUAAUGAUCUUGUUUGGGACUCGAGGUCAUCUAUAUUAUGUAAAUAUUAAGAAAGAUUAAAUGAAAUAUGGAUUACAGACUGUCAUGAACAAUCUCCGUUACUGUCAUGGUAUACACAAACCUUAAAUGGAAAAAUUUGUCAGUAGUUCAAAUAAGAUGAAAAAAUCUUAAGUAAAAAUCUUAAUAAUACUUUAAAAUCUUGACCAACUGUUUUGUAGUAUUAACAACUUGAGAAAAAUGCUAGUCUUGACUAACUAUGCCUAUUACAUCUGCUUAACAAAAACUAGAAUAACGAAUUGCAUAUGUAACGAAGAAUGUUUGUAGCAUUUAAUGUGUAAUUUCUUAGUAUUUGAGAUUAAACAUUUGAAUACAUAGAAAAUCUCUAUGCCAUCCAGCUAUAAAUAAUUUUUAUGUAUGUCAAUAUUAAUAAAGAUUAAAGGAAAC
Molecule: messenger RNA, 3009 nt
Organism: Diatraea saccharalis (sugarcane borer)
Lineage: Eukaryota; Metazoa; Arthropoda; Insecta; Lepidoptera; Crambidae
Source: the annotation of a GenBank genome assembly